AUGACGAACAGAAAACAAAGCAAUAAAUCGUAUGUCGAUCAUAAAAGAACUUUGAAUUUUAGAGAGGAAACUAUGUCUAUAGUUGUGGUAGUCUGCGGAGAUCGUUGGAAAGAAACGCUAGUACUUUUAAAAUCAGCUCUUUUGUUUACCAAAGGGCAUUUACAAUUUUAUAUAUUUACAGACUUAGAAUUAGUUAAUGUAUUUCAAAGAGAGCUUAAUAUUUGGAAAAAGGAUUUUAAAAAAAAUUUUGAUUAUAAAAUUUUGGAAGUUAAAUUUCCGUCUGGUGAGUUUGAAUCAAGCUGGAGAAAAUUAUUUAAACCUUGUUCAUCUCAAAGAUUAUUUCUUCCUGUAAAUGUCGAUUCAGUAUUAUAUUUGGAUACAGACACAUUAAUUUUGGGACCAGUCGAACAAAUUUGGGCUCAUUUCAAAUUAAUGAAUUCAUCACAAUUUGCUGCUUUGGCACCAGAACAUGAAGAUCCUCUCACUGGAUGGUACAACAGAUUUGCCAGGCAUCCAUUUUAUAAACCUUUAGGUGUAAAUACAGGAGUAAUGCUUAUGAAUCUCACAAGAAUGAGAAAAUUUGAAUGGGAAAGAUACCUGUUGCCCAUUUAUAAACAAUAUAAAUUAAAAAUUCCUUGGGGAGACCAAGAUAUAAUAAAUAUUAUUUUUCAUUUUCAUCCAGAUAAACUUUAUAUAUAUUCGUGUAAAUACAAUUACAGAGCUGACCAUUGCAUGUACACAAGCGUUUGCAAAACUGCAGAAAAAGAAGGUAUUGUGGUUUUGCAUGGUUCUCGAGGGAUAUUUCACAGUGAUAAAUUUCCACCCUUCCAGAGUGUUUAUAAAGCGAUAGAACAGUAUAAAUGGGGAGGUGAUCUUUUUAGGGAUUUUUUUUUAACAUUAGAAUUGUAUUUAAAUUCAUCGAGAGUGUCAAACUGUGGAAAAGAUAUAAGGCCUUUUAUUUUAAAUGUACAAAAAUCGGUCAAACAGAAUAAUAUGAUUUCAUGA
This is a messenger RNA of Pediculus humanus corporis (human body louse), 1005 nucleotides long. RefSeq lists its product as uncharacterized. The record is from RefSeq and is a predicted model, not a curated record. The transcript is spliced from 8 exons. Gene Ontology annotation, biological process: protein O-linked glycosylation via N-acetylgalactosamine. Bases 1 to 1005 code for a protein of 334 amino acids. Gene Ontology annotation, molecular function: UDP-xylosyltransferase activity. Lineage: Eukaryota; Metazoa; Arthropoda; Insecta; Psocodea; Pediculidae.